Messenger RNA from Caenorhabditis elegans, 829 nucleotides. It is a transcript of the gene tag-120, whose product is annotated as Transmembrane BAX inhibitor motif-containing protein 4. NCBI's taxonomy places the organism in Eukaryota, Metazoa, Nematoda, Chromadorea, Rhabditida, Rhabditidae. Gene Ontology annotation, biological process: calcium ion transmembrane transport. The transcript is spliced from 5 exons. The record is from RefSeq and is marked reviewed. Gene Ontology annotation, cellular component: membrane. The coding region runs from base 9 to 743 and encodes 244 amino acids.
UUAACAGAAUGGAGCAAGGAUAUGGAGCCACAACAGCUCAAGAUGAUCCAGAUGGAAAGUACAACUUGCAUUUCUCAAGUCAAACAGUCCGGGCGGCCUUCGUCAGAAAAGUGUUUAUGCUUGUCACAAUUAUGUUUGCCAUCACAGCAGCGUUCUGUGUAAUUCCUAUGGUAUCAGAACCGUUUCAGGAUUGGGUUAAGAACAACUUUUGGGUAUAUUUCAUUGCGAUAAUUGUAUUUUUGGUUGUUGCAAUUGCGUUGUCUUGCUGUGGUAAUUUGAGAAGGCAAUUUCCAGUCAAUAUCAUUCUUCUCACUAUUUUCACUCUCUCGGCAGCAGUCAUGACAAUGUUUGUUACUGCUUGUUAUAAUGUUCAAUCAGUUUUAAUUUGUCUAUGUAUCACCACAGUAUGCAGUGGAUCAGUCAUUAUUUUCUCGAUGAAAACGAAAUCAGAUUUGACGAGCAAAAUGGGAAUCGCUUUCAUGCUUUCAAUGGUUCUUUUCUCAUUUGGAAUCUUUGCACUCAUCUUCACUUUGGCAUUCAAUUGGCAAUUCCUUUAUUCCGUUUAUUCUGGACUUGCUGCUCUUUUAAUGAUGUUCUAUUUGGCUAUUGAUGUACAACUUCUGAUGGGUGGUCGUAAAUAUGAAUUAUCACCAGAAGAUUACAUUUUUGCUGCGAUGGAAAUCUUUUUGGACAUUCUGAAUAUCUUCCUGAUGCUUCUCAACAUCUUUGGAAGAGGUCGUUAGAUCUUUUCACAUUUUUAUAUGUUUUAUUGUUUGCUGUAAAUACAUGUUUUAUUUCAUUCAAAAAUAUAUAUUAAGUUUCAUUUCAC